UGCGAAGGAAGUAGCUGAGAAUUGCAAUGGAAUUUCCAGUACUGCUUCCUGAACGAACAAAUCGCAUACCCAAGAUUUGGUCGUCAACGCCAUGCUGGGUGAGAACCGGGGAAGCAUCUUCGCUCGUUGACGAGCUUUUGUAGUCCUUCUUUAACAAUUAUAAGGCAUCUGAAUUCCCUUCAUCCUCCCACACCAUUGUUUUUGGUCUUGUUCUUGUUGCUUUGUGACUACGCAUCUCCAUGGAAGGAAGGAGGAUGAACCAAGUUCCUUUGUUUAGCUCUGCGCGAGAACUGGGAAAUUUAAUUGUGACCUCCAAUCUAAUCGACUCUGCUUUGACUAAAAUUCUUGAGCUUCAAAGAGACCAAACAGCCUUGCCUUCCCCCGUUCAAUACAGAGUUUUUUAUCCAUCUCCCAAGUGCACAAUUGUAGCUUUUGUCUCUUCACCUGACUGCACUCAAAACCCUCUUCCUGGACAAGGAGAUUUAGUUCCCUCUCCUCUCUUUGACUUCCUCUGCACCGAAGAAUACCCUUCCGUCUCCAUUAACGGAGCCGCAUUAACCCUCUUUACCUCUCUCUACGAUCAUCUCUCUGGACUAAUAGAUGAGGUCAAAAUCUGAUACUUGUUUUAAUUUACGUUAACUUUUCGUUAACAAUUGUGAGACACGUAUAUAUAUAUAUAUAUAUAUAUAUCUUGUGGAUAAAAGGAAAGUUUACAAGUGAGAAUAGUGGCAUUUUUCUGACAGAUUUCACACCGUUGCUUGUUUUGCACUUGACUGUGAUUGAAGGUCGAUUAAUCAUCACUGGGCACUCGAUGGGAGGAUCCGUUGCUUCUCUCUUCACCUUAUGCCUGCUAGAAGUCAUUAAUAUAUCAAAACCCAAAUGCCGCCCCAUUUGCAUCACAUUUGGUUCACCCCUCAUAGGCGACUUUGGCUUCCAACACUCCAAUUGGAAUUCUUUCUUCUUGCAUGUAGUGUCCAACCAAGAUCUAGUCCCCGGACUCUUCCUCCCAUCCGGCAGAUCUCCUCCCACAUCCUCCCAUUCACAAACUACUGGUUACAAGCCCUUUGGGACAUAUCUCUUGUGCUCUGAACUUGGUUGUGCUUGUUUUGACAACCCUGAUUUAAUUUUGGAAUUGCUGAAAGUCAUAUCAUCAGAGGUUGCCGGAGGAUUGCGGGAUGUUGAUUACAGGAAGAUUUUAAUAAACCUCAAGGAGAGGGCAAUCUUCAAGGGACUUCAGCAGGUGGGUGAAAGGUUUGCAGAUCCCUUGUCAGCUGGGAUCAUCAUGGACCUUGAGAUAAUUGGAUUUGAUCAAACAAAGCUGUUGCGGCACAACAUUGAUAUCAACACUGUGAUAAGGAUACUGGGAGCGGAAGCCAGAAUCCUAGCCCACAAAAAUAAAGCUUCUGAUGCCAAGAAACUGAAUGACAUAAAAAUACACAUGGCCCAGCUAGAAUGGUAUAAGAAGAAAUCAAAAGAUCUGAACAAGGGUUACUACGACUGCUUCAAAAACCAGGGGUUAAAAAGGGACAUUAAAAUUGAACAGUAUAGGGGACACCUCACAAUAUACUGGAAAGACAUGGUUGCACAAGUACAGAGGAAGCCCCAGAAGGAAGGAGCAUCAUUUCGAACCAGUUGGCUCUAUCCAGGGACAACUUAUAGAAGAAUGGUUGAACCACUGGACAUUGCUGCCUUCUACAGAGAGGGUAGAACAGACUACAUAAACAAUGGAAGAUCUCCUCAUUACAAGCUGUUGCAGCAAUGGUAUGAGGAAGAUGUGAAGCCCCCAUCCAGAGAUAAGCUCGAUUCCAAGAAACUAAAGGUGUCUGGUAUCCUAACUGAGGAUUCUUUGUUUUGGGCACAUGUGGAGGAGGCUCUCUUGUCAUGCGAAUCGCUCAAGAGUGCAAACUCUACUCUUGAGCAGAGAAAAUCAUCAUGGGAUAAUCUGGUUAAGUUUGGGGAGUAUGUAAUGGAACAGAUUGGAAACUAUGCAGUGUCCCCUGAGAUUUUCUUGGGGGAAAGCAGCUUCAUGAAAUGGUGGGGAGUGUAUGAGGACUACAUAGAUGCUUCCAAUAAUUUCUAUGGGUCACCAUUGAUCAACUUUAUGAAGGACCGUAGUUAUAGACUGUAUGGUUAGAGGGCAAUCCAGUUUGUGUAUUGUGUUUAUUGUAUUGUGAGCAUUCAAUAGAUAAAACUAGAAAGAGCGUGACCUUUUUAUGACAA
Messenger RNA from Vitis vinifera (wine grape), 2220 nucleotides. RefSeq names its product senescence-associated carboxylesterase 101. Lineage: Eukaryota; Viridiplantae; Streptophyta; Magnoliopsida; Vitales; Vitaceae. The transcript has 3 exons. The coding region runs from base 812 to 2134 and encodes 440 amino acids. Gene Ontology annotation, biological process: defense response; lipid metabolic process. The record is from RefSeq and is a predicted model, not a curated record. Gene Ontology annotation, molecular function: carboxylic ester hydrolase activity.